Messenger RNA from Rana temporaria (common frog), 1949 nucleotides. RefSeq names its product dynein regulatory complex subunit 3 (gene DRC3). The transcript has 13 exons. Lineage: Eukaryota; Metazoa; Chordata; Amphibia; Anura; Ranidae. The coding region runs from base 126 to 1694 and encodes 522 amino acids. The record is from RefSeq and is a predicted model, not a curated record. Gene Ontology annotation, molecular function: protein binding.
CGAGCUAACAGGGAACACUGCUGUCAUUGGCUAUUAUUUAGCACGUGUCCGGUUGCUCUUGGCAACCAAGGACGCCUGUGUGUUUGCUGUGGUGGGAAUCAGUUGUGUAAAGGUGAGGUGUGAGAAUGAACGGGCUCUACGAUACCGCAGAGCCGAAUGUCAUCGAUGAUGUCAUGCUGAGAGGAGCCGUGGAGGAGCAGGGCCCGAAGGAAGAAGCGGGACGCAUAGCCAAGGCGGAGGGCAUUGAGUUCAAGGAAGUCACCAACCUGCGCCUGGAUUUCAGACAGAUUCUAAAAAUUGAUAAUCUAUGGCAGUUUCUCAAUCUGACCAGACUUCAGCUGGACAACAACCUCAUUGAGAGGAUUCGGGGGUUAGAUACGCUUGUCAAUUUAGUGUGGCUGGACUUGUCAUUUAACAAUAUCGAGGUGAUCGAGGGGCUGAGCGCUCUUACAAAGCUGGAGGAUCUAAGUUUGUAUAAUAACCAGAUUUCUGUUUUCGAGAAUAUGGACAAUCUGAAAAAUCUGCAGGUCUUAUCUAUCGGAAAUAACAACCUGGCGUCAUUGGAAAAUCUCGUCUACCUGCGCAGGUUUGAGCAUCUGCGGACAUUAAAUCUUGCAGGGAAUCCCUUGUGUGAGGACGAAAAUCAUAAACUGUUUGUUGCUGCUCACCUCCCGAAUCUGGUGUAUCUGGACUUCAGGCUUCUAGAUGAGAAUAUAAGAGACAUAGGCAAUGUGAAGUACCAGUACUCCAUUGAGGAACUGAAUCAUAAUGAGACUUUGGAAAGAGUGAAGAGGGAAAAAGAAGAACAGAGUCAGCAAGAGCUGGAUAAGAACAAGGCCGCCUAUGUGGAAUACCUGAACGGCCCCUUCAUGUUCGAGGGCAUGUAUGCAGAGGACGUCGAUGGAACUCAGUUAUCUACACUUCCUGGUGUGGAUGAACUAGUGGACUCAUAUAGGACUAAGUGUACGGAGGUCUGUCAGGCUAUCUUCGAUUAUGGCCUCAUGCACCAUGAGAAAAGGGAAGCUGAAAUUACCAUCUUUAAAGAAUGUCUGCAGGAGGCUGUGACCGAAAACCAGGAGACUGGAGCCAAGAAAAUUCAUGAGUUUCAAACAAAGAACAAUGCGCUGUUCGAUGCACUCUCGCAGAUCACAGACCAGCAGAUGGUAGACACUCAAUCACUUCAGUACAGUCAGGACAUCGCCCAGCUCAUGGACUCCCUACUGAUGCUGGAGCUGCAGCUGGUGGACCAACUGGAGGAGAUCAUUAAGGAAUAUGAAAGGAAUAUCUCUGAACUGGUGUCAUCUUUUCUGGAAACAGUGCAAAGCCUAAUGGCUCAGGUCAGAGACUUGGAGAACCAACACCAUGAAAAGCUCCUGGAAUUGUCUAUUAGCAUGCUGGAGAGAGUAAUGAAGGGGGAGAUGGAUGAAGAGAUGACUGAUGAGCUUCGAGCGCUAUUUGUGGACAAAGACACCAUUGUCAAUGCAGUUGGCGCCUCGCAUGACAUACACCUGCUGAAGAUCGAUAAUCGAGAAGAUGAACUGGUCACCAAUAUCAAUAACUGGGCCACCAACCUCAUGCAAAAAGUUCAAAGAGAAGAACUACAAAGAAAUCGUAAACGGGUUGCAGAGAUCAACAUGUACAUCGAUCACCUGCGGGACGAGCUUGACAACCUUGACGGUCAUGAACAGAUAUGACUGCCUCGUGACGGAGCCCAGAUAACAGACUUUCAAUCUCUUCACAUUAUUAUCCACAUCUAUUCUCUGCCAUGUUGUGUUGAAAAGAAGGGGUGGGGGGUGAACUGGGGUUUAUUUUGUACUAUUUUUAUUCUUCAUCUUCUGGCCAGGAGACAAAGGUAGAUGAGCCCUCAUAGAACUCUAUUAGGUAGAUUCACACACAAUGGUGUAAACUUGCGGCGGCGUAGCUUAAGGAAUUUAAGCUACGCCGCCGUA